Callorhinchus milii (elephant shark) is the source of this 2672-nucleotide messenger RNA. RefSeq names its product PHD finger protein 21B (gene phf21b). Bases 211 to 1899 code for a protein of 562 amino acids. The transcript is spliced from 14 exons. The record is from RefSeq and is a predicted model, not a curated record. Lineage: Eukaryota; Metazoa; Chordata; Chondrichthyes; Chimaeriformes; Callorhinchidae.
GGGACACAAAAAAUCGCAAAGGUGGUGGUGGGGGGUGGGAAACCAUUCUCGAGUUUGAUUAAAACACGCACGAACGUGAGCAAACACACACAAAAGGACAAGCAAACCAGCACCAGCACCACCACCACCACACAAAAAAAUAUCCUCCAACUUCAUUUCGCUCGGAUUCAAAGUGUCUUGAGAAAAAAAAGUGCUUUUGAAGUACAAACCAUGGAGAUGCAAAGCCUUCAAGAGGCACUGAAAGUAGAAAUCCAGUGUCAUCAGAAACUAGUUGCACAGAUGAAGCAAGAUCCACAGAAGCUUGCAGUAAGAAGUUGUCCUGUUGGGAGCACGAAACCUAUUCCACUCAUCAAGGCACCCAACCAGAGCAUAGCAAUUUCCGUGGUGCCAUCUAAGAAUCCCAUCACCAUGGUAACUGCACACAUUAAUGGACAGAAGGCAACCAGCACAGACCCUCCACAGAUGGCCCCAAUCAACCUCCAAACAACAAACAAACUGGUGGGAAGCAGUUUGAACUCUGUUGGAAGGAGAAUAUCAGAGUCUUCAAACUCGCAGACAUUGGGAACUAUUACAGCAGUGCCCAUUAAGGUCCCCCAAGUCAGCUCAUUGCAGAGGUUGGCAGGCCAAGGACCAGCAGUGCUACCUCAGGUUAGGCCAAAGACCCUGAUUCCAGACAGCCUCCCAGUCACUCUAUGCCGUGACCAGACCUCCAAUCAGCCUCAUACUCUUCAAAAAGCCACUGUAAUCACUAUCAAGAACCCAAGUCCAGCCCUUCCCACUGCCAACAACACUGUCAACCAUGUGCAGACACCAACAGGCCAAUCACAAAAUGUUGCAGAGCCAACAUCAGUCUCCACUCCUAUCAGCAGCGCUGGUGUGGCGUUUGCUAUCAUCUCGGCCUCUCCUAAUCAUGGCAAUUCUGUGAAGAGCAGUGCAGUCUCUUUGACCAGUGACACUAUCAGUGUUCAGCCUCUUCUCCUCAGCACAGACAAGGUACUAAUCAUUCAGCCACAAAGUCUGACACAGGCAGAAAACCUGACAGAAAAAAUGAAACACUCAGCUGAACAUUCUCAGGGACAGCCUUCCACAAAAUCCAAAAGAGAGGACAAUCCUGAGAAACUUGCCUUUAUGGUUUCACUUGGUUUGGUUACUACUGAACACCUGGAAGAAAUCCAGAGCAGACGUCAGGAAAGAAAGAGACGAAGCACAGCCAACCCAACGUACAGCGGAUUGUUUGAGCCAGAGCGCAAACGGAUUGCCACAAGUUACCUGAAUGGUCCUUUGUACAUUUCAACAAGAACCAAUGAGGACCUUUGUUGGAAGGAUGAUAUUCAUGAGGAUUACUGCACAGUUUGCAAACGCAGUGGACAACUGCUCCUCUGUGACACAUGUUCUCGUGUCUAUCAUCUGGACUGCUUGGAACCUCCUCUCAGGACCAUUCCUAAGGGUGUGUGGGUCUGUCCCAGGUGCCAGGAAAAGGUACUAAAGAAAGAAGAUAAUGUGUCAUGGCCUGGGACUUUGGCUAUUGUCCAUUCCUACCUAGCACAUAAAGCAGUGAAAGAAGAGGAGAAGAGGAAGCUGUUAAAGCGAGGUAGUGAGCUAAAGAGUGAACAUGAACAAUUGGAGGAGAAGGACAGACUGCUCAGCAAUGCUGUCACGAAAUGUCUAGAACUGAAAACAAAUCUGAUAGCUAAACAGAGAGGAACUCAGGCCUCCCUGGAACGUGUGAAAACCCUGAUUAGACUGAUGCAGAGUGAACAAGUGAUUCAAGUUACCAUGAUGACAACCACCGCCACCUCCCAGCCCUCCCCUCUCGUCUCCCUCCCAUGGAUGAAACCUUCACCUGCCCCAGGGACCUCUCCAACCACCUUGCAGCAGCAGGCACAAGGGAAGAACUAAUGGAACUGAGAAAAUACACCUUUGCAGGUUUAAUUACCAUUGUUUGGGCUAUUGUUACACGUUUUUAAGUGUGGGAACACAAUAGGAUUUGACAGCUGGUCAGUGCAGUAUGGUACACAGAGAAUGUUGCAGCAAAAAAAAGCACUAAACAGGCAGUUUGUACUAUUACAGCAUUUCGCCACUACUUUUAAAGCUGAAGAGAUUUAAAUUUUUUAUUUUUUUUAUGUUGGCCUUAAUGUUUUGAGUUUGGAUAAAGAAUGUGGCUGCUGGAAGAAAUGUUGUCUUCUCCACAAGAAGUGGGCUUUAUGACUAGCAGAAGGAAACACAAAAAGCCCAUAAACAGCAGAAUACACUGAAGUAAUUUAACAGUUCUGAUAAAGCUGUAACAUAUAAAACUUUUCCCAGUGAAAUGGGGGUUUCAUCUCCUAGUUUUAGGACUAUAUAAUAUUGUAACCAAGUUUCAACAUGCAAAUACUCAGUUAACACAGUGUUGAGGGGCAAAAAAUGGAUUUAUGGAUUUUCAGAGCAUACAAACAAAGUUUAAUUUUUUCAGUAUUAAUAUCGGUGAGAAUCACAGAUAUUUAAAAUAAAAUAUGAGGUUAGCUUUUAAAGUGGGAUGAGAACAGUAUUUUCCUGCUAAUGCCUAAGGAACAUGAUUUAUCAAGUAUUUAAAGGAUAUUAUUACAAAACACUUUCAAGUCCUUCUGACUUACGUUACUGUUAAUGUUUUGUGCAGAACAAUGCUUUUACCAUAGAGCGGGUAUUUUUGGGAA